AUGUUAAUAAUUCUUCUUAUUCUAUGCUCAGUUGUCAUCUCCCUCCUUCUGAUCCUUGAGCUAGUCUAUCUUGUUGUCGUUUGCAUUAUUCUUCCGUCUUGUCGAAGUCUGACCAUUCCAUGGCUUCUCACAAUUCUUGCAUCCAUCCUCAUCCUCCUACUUGAGUGGCUACGUUCUUGGCCGCUGCGAAACUCUGUCCCCUCGGGCUGGGCUUCCAAUACAAGUGACGCCAUCCGAGAGAUGGCCGGCCAUCUCGAGCUGGCAGCUGAGUCAAUUAGACAACCUGAGGCGCCUAAUAGUGGGGCGGAUAGCCAGGUUGCCAUGCUGGGUCUGUCGGGCUUUGGACACGAGCAGUGUUACUCUGGUUAUUCGACAUCGAUUCCGGCGGCCAGGUUGGGAGCAUUAUCGAGUGCGACUCCUGGAUACAUGGAGCCAUCUCGCCAUUCUUACAGCAGUACACAUGUAGGGUUUUUAUUCCUUGAAUACUUGUAUUUAAUAUAA
Messenger RNA from Protopolystoma xenopodis, 501 nucleotides. NCBI's taxonomy places the organism in Eukaryota, Metazoa, Platyhelminthes, Monogenea, Polystomatidea, Polystomatidae. The record is from the annotation of a GenBank genome assembly.